Epinephelus fuscoguttatus (brown-marbled grouper) is the source of this 5502-nucleotide messenger RNA. Its product is annotated as rap guanine nucleotide exchange factor 4-like. Gene Ontology annotation, cellular component: plasma membrane. Gene Ontology annotation, molecular function: guanyl-nucleotide exchange factor activity. The coding region runs from base 207 to 3197 and encodes 996 amino acids. The transcript is spliced from 30 exons. Gene Ontology annotation, biological process: Ras protein signal transduction; positive regulation of GTPase activity. NCBI's taxonomy places the organism in Eukaryota, Metazoa, Chordata, Actinopteri, Perciformes, Serranidae. The record is from RefSeq and is a predicted model, not a curated record.
GCCCAUAUAGGCGGACUGACAAGUCAUCUGCAUGCCAUGAUGAAGGCAGCAGCAGCAGCAGCAGCAGUCCAUAGUUGUGUGAGGCAGCUCGAAGCAGAGGGGCGGGGAGGGGGCGCAGCCGGAGCUCACAUUCAUUAACGACCACCGACAACCGGGAAGCCUCCUCCGGUAGGAUCACAGCGCUCACCGACACACGACCGGGGAAGAUGGUCGCGGUGCAGAUGUCCCCCAACUCGUCUCCGUCUGCGGAGUGGAUCUGCUGUCUGGAUAAAAGGCCCUCGGAGCGCUCGGGAGAGGAUGUGGACAUCAUUCUGACCAGAUUGAGAGAGGUCAAAGCCUUCCAUAGGUUCCCACCUCCGCUCUUACUGCAGAUCUGUGCCUGUGCCUUCUAUGAGUGCCUGGAGAAAGGCAUCACAUUGUUUCGACAGGGAGACAUAGGCACCAGCUGGUAUGCUGUGUUGUCCGGCUCUCUUGACGUCAAAGUGUCAGAAACAGCCAACCACCAGGAUGCCGUCACUAUCUGUACACUGGGGAUCGGGACAGCGUUCGGGGAGUCCAUCCUGGACAACACACCACGCCAUGCUACCAUUGUCAGCAGAGAGACCAGCGAGCUACUCCGCAUAGAACAGAGGGAAUUCAAGAGCCUCUGGGAGAAGUAUCGUCAGAGCUUGGCUGGACUACUGGCCCCUCCUUAUGGAGCUAUGGAGAGUGGAUCCAACAAUGACAGACUCGCAGACAAAGACAACAUGAACUCAGACUCUGCAAACAAAGCUCACAACAAGAUCCCUUCAGAGAAGCUCCAGAGAGCAGGGAAGGUUCUCCGCAACGCCAUCCUGUCCAGAGCCCCACACAUGAUUCGAGACAGGAAGUACCACCUCAAGACAUACAGACAAUGCUGUGUAGGCACAGAGCUGGUGGACUGGUUGGUGCUGCAGAGUGCCUGUGUUCUCACACGGUCCCAUGCUGUUGGGAUGUGGCAGGCUCUACUAGAAGAAGGGGUGCUCAAUCAUGUGGACCAGGAGCUGGGUUUCCAGGACAAGUACCUGUUUUACCGUUUUCUUGACGAUGAGGAGGAGGACACGCCGUUGCCUAGUGAGGAGGAGAAGAGGGAGAGUGAGGAGGAGCUGCCAGAGACCAUCCUCUUCCUCGCUCAGAUUGGCCCUGACGCACUGCUGCGCAUGAUCCUCAGGAAAUCGCCUGGUCAGAGGACAGGGGAUGACCUAGAGAUCAUCUACGAUGAGCUGCUUCACAUCAAGGCCUUAGCUCACCUCUCCAACACUGUGAAGAGGGAACUGGCGAGCGUCGUGAUCUUCGAGUCGCAUGCAAAAGCUGGAACUGUGUUGUUCAACCAAGGAGAAGAGGGCACAUCAUGGUACAUCAUCCAGAAGGGUUCUGUCAAUGUGGUUAUCUACGGCAAGGGUGUGGUGUGUACACUCCACGAGGGGGAUGACUUUGGGAAGUUGGCCCUGGUUACAGAUUCACCUCGUGCUGCCUCCAUCGUCCUGAGAGAGGACAACUGUCACUUCCUACGUGUGGACAAGGAAGACUUCAACAGGAUACUCAGGGAUGUGGAAGCCAACACAGUGCGUUUGAAAGAGCAUGAACAAGCUGUGCUGGUGUUAGAAAAGAGUCCUCGUGCUUCCACCCUGGGAAGCAUCAAAUACACUGUGAUAUCAGGAACACCAGAGAAGAUUCUCGAGCACUUCCUGGAGACCAUGAGGAUGGACAUACAUCACAGUGAACCAGACCCAGCAGUGGAUGAUUUUGUCCUCAUGCACAGUGUCUUCAUGCCCAACAGCCAGCUGUGCCCUCUCCUCAUGGCACACUACCAUGCGGCCUCUCCACCCGGGUCUGAACAGGAGAGGAUGGAGUAUGCUCUCAACAGUAAGAGGAGGGCCCUCAUUCUGGCCCUGCGUUGGGCCAACACACACACGUACCUGCUACAGGAGGAGCCUGCUGCAAUCUCUUUCCUUGAGGAGUUGUAUGGGAGUUUAUCAAAUGAUUCCCGGAUGUUGAGAGCUUUGAAAGACUUAGUUCCUGACCUGGAGAAAAUCGUCAAAUUACAUUCAGAAGAAGCCAAAUCCACAAAAAAGAAAACUCUAAUACGACAGUUCAGCAAUGGAGAGGAGAGGCUGCAGAAGAAACAGCCUAUUAGGAAUCACGAUGACAUCCUUUUAAAGGUGUACUGCAGUGAUCACACAUACACCACUAUCCGGGUUGCCGUGGCAGCGACAGGAAGAGAAGUGAUCAGCGCUGUGACCGACAAAAUUAGCACAACUGAUGAACUUGUGUUGGUCCACCUCAGUUCUGCAAGCGAAAAACAAAUCCUGAAGCCCAAUGACGUUUCAGUGUUUUCUACUCUGGGCAUCAACGGGCGAUUGUUUGCCUGUCCUCGAGACCAGCUCAGCGGUCUGACUCCUCUUCCAGACCAGGAGGGUCCGUCUGCAGGCUCCAUGUCAACUUUUGAGCUGAUGAGCUCUAAGGACCUGGCUUACCAAAUGACCAUGUUUGACUGGGAGCUCUUCAGCUGUGUGCAUGAGCAUGAGCUGCUCUACCACACAUUCGGCCGGCAGAGCUUUAGAAGAACCACGGCUAAUCUGGACCUGUUUCUGCGGAGGUUCAACCAGGUUCAGCUGUGGGUGGUCACUGAGGUGUGCCUCUGUGGACAGCUCAGCAAGAGAGUCCAGCUCCUCAAAAAGUUCAUUAAGAUCGCAGCACACUGUCGGGAGUUUAAGAACCUGAACUCUUUCUUUGCCAUCAUUAUGGGGAUGAGCAACCCUGCUGUCAGCAGACUGAGCCAGACGUGGGAGAAACUCCCCACCAAGUUUAAGAAGUUCUAUGCUGAGUUUGAGAGUAUGAUGGACCCAUCAAGAAACCACCGGUCCUACCGACUCACUGUCACCAAACUGGAACCGCCAAUCAUCCCCUUCAUGCCCCUCCUUCUCAAAGAUAUGACAUUUACACAUGAGGGCAACAAGACCUUCAUUGACAGUAUGGUCAAUUUUGAGAAAAUGCGUAUUAUAGCCAACACAAUUCGGCAAGUGAGGCACUGUAGAAGCCAACCAUUCAAUCCCGACAUAUGCCAACCCAACAAAAAUCAAGCAGACGUACGGGGUUAUGUCAGGAAGCUCUGCGUGGUUGACAACCAGAGGGCACUGACGCAGCUCUCCUACAGGCUGGAGCCUCGGCGGACAUGAGCUCGAAAUCUUCCACCGCCAUCGCCUUCUCUAUGAUGUUAGCAUAAAAAAAACCCACACACAUUACCUGGAGAAAAUAACAAAACUGGCCGUUCAGUAGCAAAUCACAAAGACUUUAGCACUAUCAUGGGCUAUUAUGGAUGAAGGACUUCUUACUGUGCCAUUAAAAGCCUCUUCUCCCUGGACAGACAGAAACUGUUCAGCUGCUCUGUCGUCGCUGUGUCUCAGCCCCCUGACUGAGGGUUUUAACUGUACUAGCUGUUACUGUUUGGGACCUGUUAGAUAGAACUGUAAUGUAUAGAACUUGAAUCAAUAUCCUGCAUGACUGAAUUUCAUAGGCUUUGUGUUCUAUACAGUGGAUUUCUAUCAGGGGUGUCCUGUAAUGUUGUGCUACCCCAAAUGAGCCCUAGUUUACAAUAUAUUACUGUACCUGCCUGUAAAGCAAACCUUACUCUCCUGAUGGUCCUACUCAUAGACAGAAAACACAGAAAACCCCAUAAACUGUAACCUAGACUCUUCAUUUUCUCUGUGGAAUAUACAGAUAAAUAUGAAAUCUGAAAGUUCUCUACUCUUAAGUAAUCUACAUGAUUAUAUCCAAGUCUUUGAAAAUCUUUAGGAUUUUAUGUCCUAUAGUUUAAUAUUAGUGUCCCUUAAAGGAAUACUUCACCCCCAAAAUGAUCUUUUGAAUAUCAACUACUCACCCCACGUUACGUUUAUUUGUGAAAAAGGGUUUCUUGCAUGCUUUCAUGGUGAACAAAGGAUCCAAAAGCAGAGAAUUCUUGAUGAAUUGAACCUUCGCUAAGCCCUGCCCCUUUGUGAUGGUCCGACAAGUUGUCAGAGUAAGCAUGAAGCCCACACUGUAACUAACUUCAAACUCAUAUUUUUGAGAAAAUGAAAGUGUGAUUCCAGAGAGCAGCAGACAGAGGGGUCUACAGUCUGUGUUUGAAGGAUAUAUCCGGGAUGUCAAACUGACUCAGCAGCAACAACAGGUUAAAAAGACAAAGAUAGUUAGAAGCUAAAGCCGAACUAUAGGCUACAGAUCACAGUGUAAAAGUGAACCACCACAUCACUGCUGAUCGCCACACAAGACAAUGAAUAUAAAGGGAAACUUCGCUGAUACAAACAAACAAUGUUCAUCUGCACACAAUGUGAUGUCACACAGCUGGUUGAAUAUCAGCAAAGUUUCCCUGCUUCCCUUCACUGGUUCCUGUACAGCAGGGUCGGUCUUUGUUUCACUGUUAUAAUCAUUAAAAAGCAAAAGCAGCAUGUGUAUACAUUCAGUAGGCUAUAUCUUCAGUAGCUAGCUAGCUAACCCAACACUUUUCAGGGUUUGAUUUUGGUUUUGGAACAAGGAAGAAACGUAUAUCUUUUUCCAAUCUCUCCAGGCACAAGUAUCAUUAAUACACGACGUGCCCCAGGCACAACAUUUAGCUUCAAAUCCACAAAACCAGCCUGAAAAUGAAGGAAAUCUGAAACGACUGUACUAGAGUCAAUGGAGCACAGCUGUGUCUGAGCAGGCCUGAUGCUACGUUAUAAUUGGCCAGUCUGUGUCUAGGGGCGGGACUUAGUGAAGGGUCAUUUGUAGUCAUCGGUGACCAUGUUUAACAACAGCAAAACUAUAUCAGAACAUCUGUUUACAAUCUCUCAAGCAACUUGUGCAGUAUAGUCCAUUUAUCCAGUUGUAUGCUCAGCACUGAAACAUGAAUUGUUGGUAAAACACUUAGGCAUAAACAGCACUCAUUCACUGUGGAGGCAUGUGAGAAAAACAAAUUUUCUUCAGAAAUUCAACAUAACACAGGGUGAGUAACUGAUAUCCAAAUGUCCAUUUGGGGGUUAAUUAUUCCUUGAAUUAGUCAGACACGUCAAAACUACUAAACAAAGUAUUAGUUGGAUUAAAGUCCUUAUUGUGUUGCAAACAGUGUUCAAAUUUGUCACUACAGUAUUGCGUUUUAUUUUUGCAUCAGAAUACAAUUCCUGUAGGAUAUGGAUUAUUCUAGAUGAUGAAUUUGCUUGGUAUGAUCUGUUCUGAGGUCAGUUGUAAAACCAAUCUGUACUCUUUGAUUUGGAAGCACUGAUCCUAGAUGCAGAGUCUUAAAGGCAACUCAAACUUUGAGGGGAAAUCUUGUCAUCUGAGUCUGUGUAAUUUUAUUUUUAUAUAUGUGGAUGUAGAUUUCGAGUGUGUUCUUGACAAGUGUCAUUAAUUUUCCUUUGAUCUCAGGAGCUUCUGAUGUGACUGUGUGUGUGUCAAGAACUGCCGUGAGGCUGUCUUUCCCCAGAGCAGCCUGUAACUGUACCGUAUGUGUGG